AUGGGCUAUCCAAGACCAUCCCGCCCGAGCUUGCGAAGAACAAAAGGGGACCGAAAAAGGGCCGAGUUGUCAAUCGUGAUUGGGCAUGCGGGUACCGUUGCCGGCCCAAUGCACUCCACUCAUGUGCACAAUGCAUGCACUGGGAGUCCCUGGUCCUUACUCAAGCCCGCCAGCAUCUCGCGAAUAAAGGCCAACCUGCGCAGGGGCAAGAUCAACAAGGGCAAACAAGUUUGCCCCUGGUCGGGGUGUAUCCACAGCGUACCAACGGCCUCGAAAUCAACAGUGUCUUCCAGCGCUUGA
Colletotrichum abscissum is the source of this 300-nucleotide messenger RNA. RefSeq lists its product as uncharacterized. Lineage: Eukaryota; Fungi; Ascomycota; Sordariomycetes; Glomerellales; Glomerellaceae. The record is from RefSeq and is a predicted model, not a curated record. Bases 1 to 300 code for a protein of 99 amino acids. The transcript has a single exon.